AUGGCUGCCUCCGACGUCGUCAAAGCGUUGCUAGCCGCCGUCUGCGCGCCGGACACGUUCGCCGCCGCCGCGACAGCCCUCGUCGCCUGCCUCCUGCCGCUCGCCGUCCCCCAGCACGUGCGGCGGGCGCCGACGAUCGCGCACGAGGGCUGGGACUUCCCCGCGGCGAUGCUCAACAACAAGUACGUGCCGUCCGACGAGCAGAUCGUGCCCGCGUCGGAGCUCAUGGCGUUCCUCGUCAUCGUCCCCGCGGCGGUGAUCGCGGUCCUCGCGUGCUUCGACGCGCCGAAGACGAGAAGCGCCGUCGCCGCCGCGCGGCUCCAGUCGCUGCUCUACGCCUUCGCCACGACGUCGCUGGUGGUGGACUGCGUGAAGCGCUACUGCGGCUACUGGCGACCCUACUUCUACGACGAGUGCGACUACGACGCGGCGACGGGCCGCUGCGGCGACACGCCCGACGACGCGAUGCGCUCCUUCCCGAGCGGCCACAGCGCUUUGUCCAUGGUGGUCAUGCUCCACAGCUCGUACUGCUUGCUCGGGGCCGCGCGCCUCGGCCGGCCGCUCCGCGUCGGCGCCGUCGACGUCGGACCGCUCGCGGCGCUCGCCUGUUUAGCGCCCGCGUUCACGGCGCUGUGGAUCGCCGCGUCGCGGGUCGUGGACAACGACCACUGGCCGGCGGACGUCACCGCCGGUGCCACGAUCGGUGCGGCAGCAGCAAGAACCAUGGGCUGGAACACGGUCGACAAGUCGAAGUCCCACGAGGCGCGCGGCGAGGACGUGGAAAGACGAGAGUUGCGCCUGCGCCGCACGUACAACGAGGCGGCCAGUGGCCACCGCCUGCUGGCGCAGAACAGCGCCGAGGCGCCGCCGCGCGCGGAGAUCGACGCGCUCUACUGGUCCGUGCUCGAGGAGGUGGGCACGGCGCGGUCCGGCAAGGAGGAGGCCUGGGACGGCGCGCUGCGCGUCGCGUGCGCGCGCCACCUCUCGGAGCUCCGCGAGGCCGGCGGCGACGGCGACGGCGCGGUCGAGGCCGCGUGCUUCGCGGCGGACGCGGCGCCGGCGGACGCCGGGCUCUGGCUGCGGCUCCACCGCCUCGCGGCGGGACCGGCGGCGGGCGGCGAGAAGUGGCCCGCGUACAACCGGUGCCGCGUCGCCAUCGAGGCCGCGCGGCGCGUCGAACAGCUCCACGGCGCGUUCGGCGCGGGCGCGGCGGCCAAGGUCGUCGCGCGCAUCCCGGCGCUCGUGCGCCGGGCCUACGCGAGCCUGGACGUCGUCGCGCCGCCGGCGCCGCCGCGCGCGCCGCGCGCGGUCUCCGUCGCGAGGCCCGGGCUCCUCGGCUUGGGCGAGGCCGUGCUCGAAGCGCACGAGGCCGCCGUCGACGACGCGCGGGCGCGGCGCGCGUCGCUGGAGGCGCCGCUGGCCUUUACCAUCGCCUACGACGAGGAGCAGCUGAGCCGGUCGACGUCGAUCAACCCGUCGCUGAGCCGGUCGGCGUCCGCGAACCCGUCGCUCUCGCCGUCGUCGCUGUCCCGGUCCGUGUCGCGGUCGCCCGCGCCGCCGCCCGACGAGCCCCCGUCGACGUCGCCCGCGCCGGCGCCCGCCGGCGACAAGGCGCCGCGCCGGGGCACGCGGCGGCGCAAGGAGAACGUCCAGCCGUCGCCGACGCCCGACGACGAGCCCCCCUUGCUGCCGCUCGCGCCGCGGCUGUGGCAGCACCUCGCCGGCGGCGAGCCCCCGGCGACCCCGGCGGCCCCGGCGGGCGUCGACGGCGAGUGGCUCGGCGAGGCCGCCGCGGGCGGCACCGCGGCGCCCGCGCGGCCCGCGGCCGACGCCAAAGCGCCGGACCUCGACGGCCGCUCCGCGCGCGCGUCGCUCCUCGCCGUCCUGCGCGGCCUCGAGGCCGCGAAGCUGCCCCGGUCUCCCGAACUCGAGCGCAUCGCCGGCGCGACGGCGCGCGUCCUCGAGGACUUUUACGGCGAGGCGCUCCCGGCGGAGAUCCUCGUCUUCGUCGCGGAGCUCGCCUGGACGGGCGACGGCGACGCGUCCGCCUUCGACGACCGGCGCGCCCGGGCCGCCUUCGGCGGCGAGGCCGUCGCCGAGCUCGCCGCGCGGCUCCACUGGCUCGACGCCGUCGUCGCCCAGGCGCGCGGCGACGGCGCGCGCGCGGCGCGGAGCUUACUCGCGUGCGGCCGCGUCUUCGAGGGACUCGCCGCGGAGCGCGCGCUCCACGUGCCCCACCUCGGCGACGAGGCCGAGGGCACGCUCGUCUCCGCGGCGGCCGUCGCCGCGGAGCGCGCGGCCCUCGCGGAGACCGCCGCGUCCCUCGACGCGCGGCGGGCGUUGGCCAGCGUCGCGGCCGUCGCGCGAUCCGCGCACGCGACCGGCGCGCUCGCACCGGCGCCCCCCGCGCCGUCGCCGUCGGGCGAGUCGCCGCGGCCGCCGGAGCCGCCGCAGAUCCAGGAUCUCUGGGACGCCGUCCUCGACGACUACGUCGCCGAGGCCGGCGCCGCGGACGACGUCGACCUCUACGACGUCGUCGGCGUCGACGCGCUCGCGGGCGACGCCGUGCGCCGCGCGCUCGACGGCCAGGGCGCCGGCGCCGACGUCGUCUCCGUGCUCUGCGGCACCUGCGGCGACCGCUACGCGCGCUGCGACCUCGCGCUCCAGGUCGCGGUCGCGGCCGUCGGCCGCCUCCUCGCCGUCGGCCCGUCGGCGGCGGCCGCCGCGCUCUGCCGGGACCGCACGGCGCCGCGGGCCGCGUCGCGGGCCGCGGCGCGGUGCGCGCUGGGCGCCCUGGCCGAGGCGCUCCGCGCCGCGCUCUUCGCGGCGACGGGCGGCGAGUGCGUCCGGGCGCUCGGCGCGAAGGCCGGCGCCGUCGCCGCGGCGCUCGCGGCGCUCCACCCCGCGCGGCUCGCGCCGGCGACGCGGACCGUGGCCCUCGCGGGCGCCGUCGACGUGCUCCGCAAGCUCGACGGCGACGGCGCGGUCUACAACCACGCGCGGUGCCAGACGCUCCGCGCGCGCGCGGCGGACGCGGCGUGCGCGCUCGUCGAAGUCCGGGAGACCCGCGACGCCGCGGCGGCCUUCGGCGCCGAGGUCCACCGCCACCUCGCGGCGCGCCGGUGCUGCGACGGCGACCAGGCCGUCUUCCUCCGGGGCCGCGUCGCCUGGCUCGCGCGGUCCGCGUCGAAGGCGCCGCGCGGCGGCCGCCGGCCCGUGGACACCAGGGACACGGAGCUCUUCGCGGCCCAGUGCUGGUACGACUUCGUGGGCUGCCGCGUGCUCCGCGACGUGGCCAACUCGCGCGUCGACGACAAGCUCCGGGCCAAGCGGCUCCGGCUUUUAGGGCCGAGCGAGCGCCACGCGUUCGUGCGCCACGUCGCGCCCCUCGUCCUCCGGGACAAGUGCGGCGACGAGGCGCCCCUGCCCCUCGCGCCGCGCCGCGACGUCCUCGACGCCCUCGAGGCCGUCGCGCGCGCGUCCCAGGCGCUGGAAGAGAACCGGUCGGGCGACGACGACGACGUCGAGGCGUACCUCUUCGCGCCGACGGACGAGCCGCGGACGUUCCCCGCGUACCUGCUGGGCACGGCGGCGUCCGCGAACGGCGACGGGGCGUGUCACGCCGCGCCCGAGGACCCGGCCGACGCCGGCGAGCGGCUCCUGGCGGAGAUGAUGGUGCUGAAGCUCACGCAGCGGGACAAGGAGGCCGCGCAGGAGACGAAGACGCCCGCGGCGCUCGAGCUCUCGCGCCUCGAGGCGCUGCGCUGGCACCUGCGGUGCUGCGCCCUCGAGCCGCGGCGCGCGGCUCACUGGGCCGCCGCGGCCCGCACGCUCGAGGACCUCGCGGCGCCGCUGCUGUCGCUCGGGCGCCUCGCGGCGCCCGCGGGCGUCGGCCUCCGGCGCUGCGCCUGCCUGUCGACGCGGUCGCUCGUCGCCAAGCCCUUCGGCAACGACGCGGCACUGGUCGCCACGGCGCGCGAGAUGCCCCGGGGGCCCUGGUACCGCUUCCCGGAGCUCGGCCAGGACUGGAUCGACGCCAUGGCCGAGGCCAAGGCCGAGGCGCGCCGCGAGGCCGCGAAGCGCUGCUGGGUCGUCGCCCACGGCCUCGCCAACGGCAGCCGGGGCGCCUACGCCGCCGCCGUCGGCUGCCUCUGCUACGAGGACGCGCGCGACGCGUCGAAGCUCGGCAACGUGACGACGGCGUUCCGCCAUUCCACGGACGCGAAGACGGCCUUCGAGGCCGCGGCGUCGCUGGGCGCGCCGGCGACGCGCGCCUUCGCGCUCAUGAUGGCGGGCAAGCUCGCCUGGCGCGACGCCGCGCGGCCCUUCGACGACCGCGCGUCCGCCGCGAUCGCGUCCUUCGCCGCGGCCGUCGACGCGUCGCCCGCGGCGAUCGCGAAGCACUGCGGCCGCGAGGACCCGGACGUCGUCUGGCGCCUCCACGCGACGCGAUUGAAGGUCGCGGCGCUCGCCGACGCGGGCCGCGCGAGCCCGACGGCGCUCGCGGCGGCCGCGGCGACGCGCUUCGCGCCGCCGUCGUCGAACGAGGACUCGGGCGCGCUGCUGAGCGUCGUCGACGACUGCCUCGCGGCCUUCAAGGCCUGCCGCAAGGACGACCCCUACCACGCGCGGGCCAUCCACUACCACGGCCGCGCGUUGCUCCUCGCCGCGAAGCUGAGCUCCGCGGGCGAGCCGCCGUCGGCCGCGCGCGACGCGUUCGUCGAGGCGGCCGUCGGCGACGCGCGCGCGGCGCUCGACGCCCUGUGCGACCGGAAGCGGCCCCAGGUCGUCGCCCUCUGGCGCGUCGAGGGCGUCUCCGGCUGCCAGGCGGGCCUGGACGCGAACCACCGCAAGUACGACCGGUCGCGGUUCAAGCACCUCGCGCUCUACGUCGCCGUCCUCGCGGACCUGAGGGACCACGACCGCCUCCGGGGCGUCGCGGGCUGGAUCGCCUCGUCCAAGGAGCGGUCGCGCACGACGCGGGCCAUGCUCCACACCGUCUACAAGGACUGCGGCCCCGACGCCGACGCGCUCCGCGUCGCCACGGAGGCCGCGCUCGUCCGCGCGGCGGCGGCCGCGCUGCCCGACGAGUUCGCGCGCGCGCCGCAGCCCGUCACGGCCGCCGCGGCGCGCGCGCUCGUCGCCGCGCGCUGGGACUCGCUCCGAAGACCCGCAAAAAGGCGCAAGUCUAACGAGUAA
Molecule: messenger RNA, 5199 nt
Organism: Aureococcus anophagefferens
Lineage: Eukaryota; Pelagophyceae; Pelagomonadales; Pelagomonadaceae
Exons: 4
Coding region: 1-5199 (1732 amino acids)
Biological process (GO): phospholipid metabolic process
Molecular function (GO): phosphatidate phosphatase activity
Source: RefSeq, a predicted model, not a curated record